AUGCCUGCUUGGAAACAAAUCACUAUCCCUGAAACGCCUUCUGCUGACUACGUUAUUGUCAAAAAUAUCUCUACUCAAUCAUCUGAAAAGACAGUCAAGGAAUUCUUCUUAUUCUGUGGUAAGAUCCUUGAUUUUGAGUUGACCUUGGAUGACGAUGGACAACAUCAAAUUGCCUUGAUUCGCUUCGAACGUGAAUCUGCUGCCAAGACAGCUACUCUUCUUAGUAAUGCCUUGAUCGAUGACUGUCAUAUUGUGGCUGAACCUUACUUUGAAUCUGCUAAACCCAAAGAUGAAGCAGUUCCAGAGAAUACAGGUGCAGCAGAUGAACAUGUUCAACAAGAAUCAAAGCCCAAGGCACGCAUUGCUGCUGAAAUCUUGGCUAAUGGCUACAUUCUCCAAGAUCAAGUUGUUGCCAAGGGACUUGAAUAUGACUCCAAAUACAAUGUUACCACUCGCCUCAGCGGUUACUUUAGCGCUCUCACUUCUAAUGUGAAGCAGAUUGAUGAAAAAUAUCGUAUUUGGGAUAAGGCUUUAGAGAUUGACAACAAGUUCAAGAUUCAUGAAAAGGUUCAAACUGCUGCUCAAACUGCUCAAAGCAAGGCUACUGCUGCACUUCAAUCACCUACAGGUCAAAAGGUUCAUGACUUCGCAAACCAAACCAUUGCUCAGAUCGCUGCUGUACACUAUGAAGCUAAAAAGAUUCAAAAUGAAAAGGCUGUUUCUGCUGCUGCCUCUGCUUAA
Molecule: messenger RNA, 741 nt
Organism: Rhizopus microsporus ATCC 52813
Lineage: Eukaryota; Fungi; Mucoromycota; Mucoromycetes; Mucorales; Rhizopodaceae
Exons: 5
Coding region: 1-741 (246 amino acids)
Molecular function (GO): RNA binding
Source: RefSeq, a predicted model, not a curated record